GAGAGCAUCAAGAGAUCUGACCCGGCGGAGAGUGUGUGUGAGUGAGAGCAUCAAGAGAUCUGACCCGGCGGAGAGUGUGUGUGAGUGCCUAGUGUGGGAGACAGUGGCGAGAGCGGAACGCACGGGCACGCACAACUUGGGAUAACUCACCUGGCUGGACAGAAACAUCUCUCUCCCUCCAUCUCGCCUAUCAUCUCUCUCCUUGCUAAGGGAUUCGAGCGGUGUAAUAGACUACUGUCCUGGCUGCGGGGAAGGUGUUAAUGUGUGCCUAUAGGAUGUAUGCAUUUGGUGGGAUGUUGUGCCGCGUGGUGUCGGUGCUAUGGCCUGUCCUUUCGGUUGUCUCGGGCUUCAACCUGCAUGCGGAGCGCCCUGCGGUGUACCGAGGACCAGAGGGGAGCUACUUUGGUUACUCCGUGGACUUCUACCGACCGACCCCCGAAAGCAGCACGUUGAGUGUGUUGGUGGGAGCGCCCAAGGCCAACACAUCCCAGCCAGGCAUCAUAGAGGGAGGAGCUGUCUACUACUGUCCCUAUCCCCUAAACCCUGACCCCACCAAGCAACCCUACAGCUGCACACAGAUACCCUUCGACAACGCCAAUAACAGGAUGAUUAAGGUUAAUGGCACCAGGGAGCCUCUGGAGUUCAAGUCUCACCAGUGGUUUGGAGCCUCAGUUAGAACUCACAAAGGCAAAGUGGUGGCCUGUGCUCCUCUCUACCACUGGCGUACUGUGAAGGUGAACGGUGAGAAGGACCCGGUAGGAACCUGCUAUGUUGCCGUGCAGAACUUCAGCGCCUACGCAGAAUACUCACCCUGUAGGACCAAUGAUCCAGACCCGGAGGGACAGGGUUUCUGCCAGGCCGGGUUCAGUGUGGACUUCACCAAGGAGGGGACUCUGGUGGUGGGUGGACCUGGCAGCUUCUACUGGCAAGGUCAGGUGAUGACUGCAGGCGUAGCAGAGAUAUUGAAUGGUUACUCUCUGAAAGCCGUGCUCAGGAGAGUCCCUGGAGAGAAACACACACACGCUGCAGCUGAUACCCAUGACGACAGCUACCUAGGUUACUCUGUGGCAGUGGGGGAAUUCACAGGAGACUCAGAGCAAGAGCUGAUAGCUGGUGUUCCGAGAGGGGCACAGAACUUUGGAUAUGUAGCUGUGAUUAACUCCACUAAUCUGACAUUCAUCAUGAACUUCACAGGAGAGCAGAUGGCUUCCUACUUUGGCUAUUCUGUGGCCGUUACUGACCUCAACGGAGAUGGGUAUGAUGAUGUACUGGUAGGAGCACCUCUCUACAUGGAGAGAGAGAGGGAGAGUAAACCCAAGGAGGUGGGCCGUGUCUACCUGUACCUCCAGCACUCCCCGCUCACCUUCUCCGAGCCCCUUCUCCUGACGGGAACACACACCUUUGGACGCUUUGGCACUGCCAUCGCCCCGCUAGGAGACCUCAACCAGGACGGAUACAACGACGUGGCGGUGGGUUGUCCGUUUGGUGGGGAGGACCGGAGUGGCCUGGUGUUAAUCUACAAUGGCCAGAGAGAACUGACGGCCCGUGGCCUAACCCUCAGCCAGGAGCUCUAUGGAGCCUGGGCCUCCAGUAGUGGCCUCUCCGGCUACGGCUUCACCCUGAGGGGGGACAGAGACCUGGACAACAACCAUUACCCUGAUCUGAUAGUGGGAGCAUUUGGUAAAGGGGAGGUGUCGGUGUACAGGGCUCGUCCUGUAGUGUCAGUGGAGGCAGAGAUGAUCCUGACUCCUAGAAUCCUGAACCCUGAUGACCGAUCCUGCCUCCUGACAGAAUCUGAUACCAUGGUGACCUGUCUAAGGGUAGAUAUUUGUGCAAAGGUGAGCGGUGUGGGGAUCCCAGAGUCUGUAGUCCUGAAUGCAGAGCUGCAACUGGAUUGGCUUAAAGGUGUGAGGGGCGGAGUUAAGAGAGUUUAUUUCCUGGAUUCCCAUCAGCCCCAGCACACAGGGGUCCUAAUGCUUGGCCACAGCCGUCCUCACUCCUGCCUGAACUAUACUGUCUACCUACGAGGGGAGGAUGAGUUUAGGGAUAAAUUGACUCCCAUCUCAUUGGCUCUGAACUACAGUUUAGCCCCUCCUUCCAACCUGGACCUCCCCCCUGUCCUCAACCGCUACAGCAGUACCUUCCUGCAGGAACAGGCAUAUAUUCUGCUGGACUGUGGGGAAGACAACGAGUGUAUUCCAGACCUCCAGCUAUCUGCAAGCAUAGACCGUACAGAGCUGGUGGUCGGGGAUGACAACCUGGUCAUGUUGACCAUAAACGCGGUUAACAAAGGAGAGGGGGCAUAUGAGACUGAGUUACACACACUCCUACCCCCUGAGGCUGAUUACAUAGGAGUGGAACGCAGGAUAGAGGCUCUAUCCAGGUUGAACUGUGAGUACAGGAUGGUGAAUGACUCCAGACUGGUGGUGUGUGACCUGGGGAACCCUAUGGUUGCAGGAACAGAAGUAUCUGUAGGUUUAAGGUUUGCUGUCCAAAGGCUGGAUGAUGCCGGUCCUCACAUUGACUUUGACCUACAGAUCCACAGUUCAAACAAAGACAGCUCCAAGAGCAACCCAGUCAGUCUGUCUCUCUCCAUCUCUGCCAGAGCUCAGCUAGACCUGAGGGGGGUGUGUCAUCCCUCUCAGGUGGUUCUUCCGUUUCCUCAUUGGGAGCCCAAAGAGAAUCCGGUCAAAGAGGAUGACGUAGGACCCCAGGUCACACACAUCUAUGAGCUCCAUAACUCAGGUCCCAGUAGUAUCCGGGAGGCGGAGCUCCAGGUGGGCUGGCCCUCUCGUUUCCGUGACGAACACCUGCUCUAUGCUCUGGAGGUUCUAACAGACGGACCAAUCAGCUGCCGUAGCAACACCAGCCUCAACCCCCUGGGCCUACAGACAUCCUCUGUCCAGGACACUCCAGAACUGUUGGGCUUUCUGAGGAACAGUAGCUCUCCUCACCGCUACAGACGAGCCACCAAUGCUGCCCAGCCCUACAGCAGCAAGACCCUGAACUGCAGUAACAUCAUUUGUCUAAGAGUUCUGUGUGUGGUCGGGCGGUUGGACCGUGGUCAGAGCGCUGUAGUCAAGAUCCGCUCCCGACUCUGGGCUCACACCUUCCUCCAGAGGCGUAACGACCCAUACCUCCUCAACUCUACCGUGUCCUUCAGAGUGACGGCCCUGCCCUACCGCCUCCAACCCUCCUCCUUACCCCAACACACCACUUCAAUGGGUACACUGGUGCUGUGGGGAACUCCUGAUGUGGCGUUUGCUAUUCCUCUGUGGGUCAUCAUCCUAGCCAUCCUACUGGGACUGCUGGUCCUGGCCAUGCUAACACUGGCCAUGUGGAAGUGUGGUUUCUUUGACCGGGCCCGGCCGCCAGCGGAUGACGUGUCAGACCGUGAGCAGCUGACCUCUGACCAAUUAGCAGACGCCUAAUAACACUUACUGGCACCAUGGAGACCAGUUCCUGAUUCGAGGAGGAUGUUUGGGAUGAGUUCCACCUCUUGAGUGAAAUGAAACUGAAAUGAGAUCUGCAGGCAGACUGCAAACUCACAGAUCAAAGGUUAUUUACCCCUUUUAAAGCUGAUCUGUCAUCAGUGAGUGGACUGCAAACUCACAAACCAAAGGCUGAAGCACCAUUAAGACUGGUGAUCAAACGGCACCAGAGAGUCUGGGAACCAUGCACACAGACGGAACUACACACAUUAACACUAUUUAAGCCAACACAAUGACUUGGAUGUAUAUGAGGCCUCAAGACAAUCUUGGACAGUAGAAUGGACUCUGGUUCUAACCCUGCUUGUAGUUGAAUAUGUUUCUAUGCACCGCUUGCCUCUGUGGGUUAGACUACUUGGGGAUCUGUAUGGUUGGAUAAUUCAGUUGGAGUUAACCAGUCUGGCGAACUUCAAAUGGAGUUACCAUCUGAUGUCAGUGACUUGGUGUUCGCCCGCUUUCACUGUUAAAUACAUUCCAUCAUUGAUCAAUCACACACAUGCGCACACACACGAAUACACACGCAUGCACACACACACACGCAAACACAGGGGGCUGUACAGUAUAUAUCUAUGGAUGGUGUAUGUGCAAUAUUGGGAUAUUCUGUGUGAUACUGAAGCUUGUUUACACUGGUAUUAUUUUAUUAGAACUUGAUGUUCAAAUUGUUUGUGUAUAUUGUUUAGUUAGUGUAUUAUUGUGUAUGUAAGUGUUUUAGUUGGUAUAUUAGUGUAUGUGUCUUCGGAAAGUAGAAGAACCCUUAACUUUUUCCACAUUUUGUCAUAUUACAGCAUUAUCCUAAAAUUCAUUAAAUCAUUAUAUUCCCUCAUCAAUCCACACACAAUACCCCAUAAUGACAAAGCAAAAACAGGUUUUUAGAAAUGUUUGCACAUUUCUUACAAAUAAAAAACAAACUAUUACAUUUACAUACAUAUUCAGACCCUUAACUCAGUCUGAGGUCCUAAGCGCUCUGAGGCAGGUUUUCAUCAAGGAUCUCUCUGUACUUUGCUCUGUUCUUUCCCUUGAAUCUGCCAAAGGUGCUUCAGCAAAGUACUGAGUAAAGGGUCUGAAUACUUAUGUAAAUGUGAUAUUUCCGUUUUUCUUUCAAAAUAAAUUCGCAAAAAUGACUAAAAAUCAGUUUUUGCUUUGUCAUUAUGGAGUAUUGUGUGUAGAUUGAUGAGGAUAAAUGUCUUUUAAUCAAUUUAAGAAUAAGGUUCUAACAUAACAAAAUGUGGAAAUAAUCAAGGGGUCUGAAUACUUUCCGAAGGCACUGUAAGUGUUAAAACAGUGCAUUGUUUAUAACGGGUCCAACUGUUUACAAAAAGAACGUGGGCCUGGGCUAUAUACACAAGGAAUUGCAUUAACAUUAGCAUUAUCCAAUGUGAGAGGUUUAGGCCUAGAUUCAAUCAGACCCAUUGUUAAUCGGCACUAGCCAACACCCCAUAACUAGCCGACAACCCCAGAAUGAUUCCAAACACAUUUAAAAAGAAAGGGCAAAUCAUUGAGUUACAUAUCAGAAAACACAACACUAAAGUAUACAACAUAAUAUUACUUCAGUACAACGCAAAAAAUGUAAUAGCCUAACAAUGUCAGGUGAUUAGGUGAUCUUCUAGGCCAAUGUAGCAGUAACCUCAAGGGCUGGAGGUGGGGCCAAGAGUACUAAUCUGGAGGGAGCUGAUGCUAUAGGCCAAUAUAGCAGUAACCUCAAGAGCUGGGGGUGGGGCCAUGAACACUAAUAGGAUAUCAUCAGAUCCCAGCUGGAAUAAAAUUAGUUGGUUGAGCCUUGAAUGGUCUACUUAAUUUUGUCUAAUUGUAGGAAAAUGAGUUGGGCCAAAGACAGGCUGAGGGAGGAUUGAUAGAUCCAAUAGAAUCCAAUCCAAUAGAAUCCUUCUGCGUGCCAACAGGGAGGCAAAGGCAAUGACAUCUAGCUGUCUAUUGGUCAGGGAAGGAUUGUUGUUUGGUACUCCAAAAAUUGCCAUUUCUGCACUAGGCUGCCACUCAAUAUCAAAUGCUUCAGAAAGGGUUUUAAAUAUAGUGGACCAGUAGUCUGCCAGACUGGGACAAGACCAGAAUAUGUGUGUCAAAUGCGCCAAGGAGCUUUUACACCUGUGACAUGUAACAUCAAUAUUUGGGGAGAAUUUGGAGAGUCUGGCCUUACUGAAAUGGAUACAUUGAUGUACCUUAAACUGUAUAAGGCUGAGCCGGGCACAAGAGGAGCUUCCAUUUACCCUAAGUAAGGCACUAUUCUAGACUUUGUCCGAGGUCAAAUCAAAUCAAAUUUUAUUUGUCACAUACACAUGGUUAGCAGAUGUUAAUGCGAGUGUAGCGAAAUGCUUGUGCUUCCAAUUCCGACAAUGCAGUAAUAACCAACAAGUAAUCUAACUAACAAUUCCAAAACUAAUAUCUUAUACACAGUGUAAGGGGAUAAAGAAUAUGUACUUUAAGAUAUGAAUGAGUGAUGGUGCAGAGCAGCAUAGGCAAGAUUUAGUAGAUGGUAUCGAGUACAGUAUAUACAUAUGAGAUGAGUAUGUAAACAAAGUGGCAUAGUUAAAGUGGCUAGUGAUACAUGUAUUACAUAAGGAUGCAGUCGAUGAUAUAGAGUACAGUAUAUACGUAUACAUAUGAGAUGAAUAAUGUAGGGUAUGUAAACCUUAUAUUAGGUAGCAUUGUUUAAAGUGGCUAGUGAUAGAUUUUACAUCCUUUCCCAUCAAUUCCCAUUAUUAAAGUGGCUGGAGUUGAGUCAGUGUGUUGGCAACAGCCACUCAAUGUUAGUGGUUGCUGUUUAACAGUCUGAUGGCAAUUUAGUUUGUCUGUGAUGUGUAUGCCGAGGAACUUAAAACUUACCCGUACCCAGUUGCACAGGGCGGGGUUGAGACCCAGGGUCUCGAGCUUGAUGACGAGCUUGGAGGGUACUAUGGUGUUAAAUGCCGAGCUGUAGUCGAUGAAUAGCAUUCUCACAUAGGUAUUCCUCUUGUCCAGAUGGGUUAGGGCAGUGUGCAGUGUGGUUGAGAUUGCUCGUCUGUGGACCUAUUUGGGCGGUAAGCAAAUUGGAGUGGGUCUAGGGUGUCAGGUAGGGUGGAGGUGAUAUGGUCCUUGACUAGUCUCUCAAAGCACUUCAUGAUGACGGAAGUGAGUGCUACGGGGCGGUAGUCGUUUAGCUCAGUUACCUUAGCUUUCUUGGGAACAGGAACCAUGGUGGCCCUCUUGAAGCAUGUGGGAACAGCAGACUGGUAUAGGGAUUGAUUGAAUAUGUCCGUAAACACACCAGCCAGCUGGUCUGCGCAUGCUCUGAGGGCGUGGCUGGGGAUGCCGUCUGGGCCUGCAGCCUUGCGAGAGUUAACACGUUUAAAUGCUUUACUCACCUCGGCUGCAGUGAAGGAGAGACCGCAUGUUUCCGUUGCAGGCCGUGUCAGUGGCACUGUAUUGUCCUCAAAGUGGGCAAAAAAGUUAUUUAGUCUGUCUGGCAGCAAGACAUCCUGGUCCGUGACUGAGCUGGAUUUCAUCUUGUAGUCCGUGAUUGACUGUAGACCCUGCCACAUACCUCUUGUGUCUGAGCCGUUGAAUUGAGAUUCUACUUUGUCUCUAUACUGACGCUUAGCUUGUUUGAUAGCCUUACGGAGGGAAUAGCUGCACUGUUUGUAUUCGGUCAUGUUACCAGUCACCUUGCGCUGAUUAAAAGCAGUGGUUCGCGCUUUCAGUUUCACGCGAAUGCUGCCAUCAAUCCACGGUUUCUGGUUAGGGAAUGUUUUAAUCGUUGCUAUGGGAACGACAUCUUCAAUGCACGUUCUAAUGAACUCGCACACCGAAUCAGCGUAUUCGUCAAUGUUGUUGCCUGACGCAAUACGAAACAUGUCCCAGUCCACGUGAUGGAAGCAGUCUUGGAGUGUGGAAUCAGCUUGGUCGGACCAGCGUUGGACAGACCUCAGCGUGGGAGCUUCUUGUUUUAGUUUCUGUCUGUAGGCAGAGAUCAGCAAAAUGGAGUCGUGGUCAGCUUUUCCGAAAGGGGGGCGGGGCAGGGCCUUAUAUGCGUCGCGGAAGUUAGAAUAACAGUGAUCCAAGGUUUUGCUAGCCCUGGUGGCGCAAUCGAUAUGCUGAUACAUUUUAGGGAGUCUUGUUUUCAGAUUAGCCUUGGUCUCUCAACCAAGUUCCUUUUUCACGCUCAGAUCGAAUUUUAUUAAGUGACGGGUUAUCAUUUGACAUGAUUAUCAGACAAAUAGAUACAUUUGGAAAUACCUAAAUACACUUGAAUGGGGUAAUUACAUUUGAUAGCGAGGUCAUCAAAAUUGGCAAAGGUGCCAUCUAUAUAAAGGUCACUAAACUUAGUAAGGCCAUUCCUCUGCCACAGACUUCAAGCUGAAUCUAGAUUGACUGGGUGGAAGAGGUGAUUAUUACAUAUAGGAUCUUGAAUAGAGAAAUCACCGAAUUUGAUGGAAAUAAGGCCAAAUUUUAAGAGUAUUGACAACAAUUGGAUAGGAUGUAUAGCGCAAAGCUGAAAGAGUAAGAUUGGAGGUGACUAAAGCUGAAAGAGUAAGAUUGGGGGUGACUAAAGCUGAAAGAGUAAGAUUGGAGGUGACUAAAGCUGAAAGAGUAAGAUUGGGGGUGACUAAAGCUGAAAGAGUAAGAUUGGGGGUGACUAAAGCUGAAAGAGUAAGAUUGGAGGUGACUAAAGCUGAAAGAGUAAGAUUGGAGGUGACUAAAGCUGAAAGAGUAAGAUUGGGGGUGACUAAAGCUGAAAGAGUAAGAUUGGAGGUGACUAAAGCUGAAAGAGUAAGAUUGGAGGUGACUAAAGCUGACAAAGAGGAAGAGAAAUAGGAGAUGACUUCUGUUUGACACCAGUCAGUUUCUGGGGUGCGAAGCCAGUAAACAGUAUUUUGUAUAUUCGCUGCCCAGUAAUAAUACAUAACAUUAGGAAGGGCUAGUGUGUUCUAUCUCUCUGGAGGAAUGCUUUACGUAUUCUUGGACUCUCACCGUUCCCCCCCCAAAAAGAUAUAAGCUUAUCCACUAAAGUGAAAAAAGGCUUGGGUAGAAAAAUAGCUGAUGUUUUGGCAGUGUCGUAGGUGUAACUGCAUUGGAGCAGUCAGAUUGUUGAGCAGCUGCUCUUGAUAACUGCCAUGAAGCCACACUAUCCCACUGGCGUUAGAAGUUCAGAACGAGAAAGUGUAAGCUAUAUAGAAAUAAUGACACUCAAAUUGAAAAUGUAACUAAAUAAUGAGACUUUCUAUCAGCCUAAUCGAGGUGAAGAUUACAUCUCACAUUCUCGUGUUCAAAUUUGUAAACAUGGCUACAUGGGAUUUCUCUUAAUGCGACGCUGUGUAGCCAAUGGUAAUGUCCUCUUUAGGUAUAAUACCAGGAGCCAAUUGUGGAUUUGGCAGCUCUAGCGCAGUUACACCUCCAAAACAACCACUAUGCAGGUGUCGGCUGAAGUGGAUCUGAUUGAAUAGAGCCAUUAGGGAGUAAGGUUCAAACUUCAUUUCAAUUUACUUCACUUCUAGUAAUUCACAGUAUGUAAAUAUGAAGGAUUUUUGUCACAAAUUUGAUUUGUGUUUUGUUUUUGUACUGAAGAAUACUGAAAGAUUAUUGAAAUAAAGUGUCCUUAAUUGCCAAGUCUA
Molecule: messenger RNA, 9091 nt
Organism: Oncorhynchus masou masou (cherry salmon)
Lineage: Eukaryota; Metazoa; Chordata; Actinopteri; Salmoniformes; Salmonidae
Product: integrin alpha-8-like
Exons: 30
Coding region: 261-3431 (1056 amino acids)
Biological process (GO): cell-matrix adhesion; cell adhesion mediated by integrin; integrin-mediated signaling pathway
Cellular component (GO): integrin complex; external side of plasma membrane
Molecular function (GO): integrin binding
Source: RefSeq, a predicted model, not a curated record